Molecule: messenger RNA, 1359 nt
Organism: Diuraphis noxia (Russian wheat aphid)
Lineage: Eukaryota; Metazoa; Arthropoda; Insecta; Hemiptera; Aphididae
Product: gastric triacylglycerol lipase-like
Molecular function (GO): hydrolase activity, acting on ester bonds
Source: RefSeq, a predicted model, not a curated record
UUCAAGGCGGGCUGUACUUGAUAAUAUAUACGAAAUUAAAACAUUACAUUUCCACUGCAAAGCAGAUGUGCCUAUAGAUACGACGUUAGACUUGAAUAACAGCACUACAGUAGUAAAAAUAUUGAAACCAAACUUUUUAUUUAGUUUUCAACUAUGACAUCGUUCAAACUGGAMAAACGUCUGCUAACCGUCAUCUUUCUAGCGACUGUYAUUUUUACCACGUGUGAUUACGCCGCUUGCUUGGAGUCCUCAAGCAGAAUUAAGGAAUUUGGCUAUCCUCUGAUGACGUAUCAAGUCAGGACUAUUGACAAAUAUCAGUUGGGCAUAGAACGAAUACCRUACAGUAAACACCGUAAUAACACAUCUACCGGCAAACCAGUCUUGUUAUUACACGGUCUGUACUUAUCGUCAGCUAUAUUCACAAUAAACAACUCGUCCCUCAGUUUUGUUCUAUCGGAUGCCGGUUUUGACGUUUGGCUGUUCAACGCCAGAGCUGUUGGACUUUCGAGAAAACUCAGUAUUUAUAAGAAACCUGGAUCGUCGCCAAAAAUGAAUAGCAUUUCAUGGGAUUUCAGUUUUCAUGAAAUGGGUGUAUACGAUAUGACUACUACUAUAGAUUUCAUACUAAAAAAUACUGGCUAUUCUAAAUUGGAUGUGGUGGGCUACUCUCUUGGUACAACAAUAUCUCUUGUAUGUCUAACCGAUAGACCAGAAUACAAUUCUAAAAUCAACAAACUUGUACUAAUGGCUCCAACGUCCAGGCUUAAAUCAUCAGGCAUGCCACUAAAGAUGUUGAGACAAUAUUCCAGUUUCUUAAAAAUUUUCCUAGAUGGCGUUAAUUUCUUUCCAAUUACUCAUGAUCCAGACACCACGUAUAAAUUAAUUAGGCGUUUGUGUACGAUUAAAAUCGCCUUUMAAUAUUGCAGACAAUUUAUUGAUUUCUCUCAAGGAAUCAAUUUACCGAUYGACAAUAACACAAUUUUAGACAUUGUCUCGGAAUUUCCACAGCCWAUGUCUUCUAAAACCUUGAAACACAUGUUGCAACUAUUGACAUCCGGAAAAUUUUCCCAUUAUGACUAUGGACCGUCUGGGAACUUGUUUCACUACCACACAAAAACGGCACCGGAUUACGAUCUGUCCAGAAUUACUGCCCCCACAUACGUUAUAUAUUCCAAAGAGGAUUCAUUAGUUCGUCCAGUGGAUGUUGAAUGGCUCAUAACACAGUUACCAAAUAUUAAGGAUGUACACUACAUUGACAAAAUACCAUUUGGUCAUUUCAGUUUUUCAUUAAGUCCAAUUAUGAAGGAAGUCGUAAAUAUGUAUAUAACAAAUAAAUUAUUAGAUAGCUAAUAUUAUAAU